Molecule: messenger RNA, 3168 nt
Organism: Perca fluviatilis (European perch)
Lineage: Eukaryota; Metazoa; Chordata; Actinopteri; Perciformes; Percidae
Gene: vaspb
Product: vasodilator stimulated phosphoprotein b
Exons: 15
Coding region: 455-1744 (429 amino acids)
Biological process (GO): actin cytoskeleton organization; neural tube closure; positive regulation of actin filament polymerization
Molecular function (GO): profilin binding; SH3 domain binding
Source: RefSeq, a predicted model, not a curated record
CCAGACUCCAGUGAAUUACAGAGACCUACCGACCGAGGGAGCGGAGAAAAGUCCGGCGCAGACACACGGCUCUAAUCUCCAGAAACAGAGCGUUAAACCAACGCAAGUGUGAAAAGAGAAGUUCUGAUUUUGGUGUAGCUCGCUUCUUCUCGGCUUCACCUUUUAGGAUCGUACAAACCAAUGUGGGAUAGUGAUUGGAGUUGACAAACCUGCUUCACUACUGUAUUUCCCCCCCACUCCACCCCCCUCCUCUCCCGCUCCACACAACCAGGAAAUUGUCGAGGUGUGCUUUCUUUAUACCGCUAGUGGCUACCCCGUUUGCGGGUGUAGAUGCGCCCUUUUCGCCGAUUUUUCUCGUUUUUUUAUUUUACUAGUUUGACUUUUAAAGCCGGGCUUCAGCUCUGAAGUCAGCCAAACUUCCCUACGAGGAGAGGAUCUCCACUCUGGCCGAACAAUGAGUGAGUCGAGUAUUUGCCAGGCUCGGGCCACUGUGAUGAUCUAUGAUGAUGGCAAUAAGAAGUGGCUGCCGGCGGGCGCUGGACCCCAGUCCUUCAGCAGAGUCCAGAUCUAUCACAACCCUUCCACCAAUGCCUUUAGGAUAGUGGGACGCAAGAUGCAGACGGACCAGCAGGUGGUUAUAAACUGUCCAAUUGUUAGAGGUCUCAAGUAUAACCAGGCCACACCCAAUUUCCACCAGUGGCGGGAUGCCCGGCAGGUGUGGGGGCUCAACUUUGGAAGCAAGGAGGAUGCUACUCUAUUUGCCAAUGGCAUGGCUCACGCUCUGGAGGUGAUCACCUCCAUGUCAGACGCAGGCUAUGCAACCCUACCCCGCCCAGUGUCAAAUGGACCUACUCCAGAAGAGCUUGAACAACAACGAAGGUUGGAGCAGCAGAAGCUGGAACAGCAGGAACGGGAGCGACAGGAGAGAGAGAGACAGGAGCUGGAGCGGCAAGAAAGAGAGAGACAGGAGAGAGAAAGACAAACUGCGGCAGUUUCUAUUCCUCCAGCUCCACCGUUGGCCCCUGGAGGCCCCCCUCCUCCACCGGGCCCUCCUCCACCCCCUGGCCCUCCUCCAGGUGUUGGCAUCCCUCACCCGCCGGCACCACCUUCCUCAGGACCCCCGCCGGCCCCGCCCCUGCCCCCUCCAGGAGGAGGAGGAGGAGGAGGAGGAGGAGGAGGAGGAGGAGGAGGAGGAGGAGGAGAAGGAGGAGGCAAUGGUGGCUUGGCGGCUGCCAUAGCAGGAGCUAAACUCCGCAGAGUAUCCAAGCAGGAGGACGGAGCCCCUGCACCUCCAAUAGGCAGAGCUGACUCCAGCCGCAACAGCGGAGGAGGAGGAGCAGGAGGAGGAGGAGGCGGGGGAGGUGGUUUGAUGGGUGAAAUGAGUGCCAUCUUGGCGCGAAGGAGAAAAGCUGCAAACACAGGAGAGAAGCCACCUGUGAAGCCACCAGAUAAUGAUGAUUCAGAGCCUCAAGGUCAAAGCGACACCCUGAGAAGACCUUGGGAGAAAUCGUCUAUGACCAGGAAUAACUCCAUCACCAAGAGCAUGGACUCCACCCCCUCAUUGUCCCAAGGUCCCAGGCCAAAGCUUGCAGGCAACAACAGCAAUGAUGCAGGUGGAAUGGACGACUCGGAUUUAGAGAAAAUGAAACAGGAGAUCCUGGAAGAGGUGCGGAAAGAACUACAAAAAGUCAAGGAGGAAAUUAUUGGAGCCUUUAUUCAGGAGCUGCAAAAGAGAAGCACAUAGUUCUGCUGAGUGUCAGGUGUAACGGAGGAAUGUGAUAGAUGGAGGUGGUUGAGGACCAUUGGGACCUCUCCUCCACUGCACCUUUCCAUGUAGCCCAGGGAUUUCUCCUUUUCUCCUACACAUUUUCUCUUUUCUCGCUCUCCUACACAAACACGUGAGCAUACUUGCUUAUGUGUAAAUCAUGCAUAUUCACUUCAUAUAAAUGGUAACCCAGGGAAGCUCCUUACGUCGCCAUCCGGCACUUUUGAUGAUCACUCACUAAUAUUGCGGCUGUGAUUCCAUCUAUCCCAUCUCUCCCCUGUUCAUUCAUCCCGUCCCCUUGUGUCCUCGGUUUUCAUUUUCAACUGAACCAAUUCAGAGCACAUAGCUACAACCACAGUUGCACUUCCAAUUCAUCAUCAUGUACACUCAUCAUAACCCUCUUUUCUGCAGAAAUCCUGCUACUUGUGUCUUCUCCCUUCUGCUUUCAGACGCACCAUUUACUGAUAGAGCAGUCUUCAGUAUUCAGGGACAAUGUAUUCGUCACAUUUUUACUGUAAUAGCAAGAUGCUGGGAUGCUUUUUUUUCCCUCUUUCUCAGUCGGCAAACAAUUGUUCAACCUCAAACACUGCUACAGAUAGUUUGGUUUAGACAUCUGCUAGUAGGUUAUUGUCUCUAAUGGUAGUUGGAGGUGGAAAAACAACAAUAAUGGAGGAUGGAUCAGAGUCCCCAACUCCCUGACUACUGCAUUGUCUCUCUGUCAAGUGGACUUUCAGCUCCCAGCAAUGGCUAAGAACUUAAACAGCACAACACAAGCCAUCACUGCUGCAAGAUAGAGAAGUUAGAAGAAGAGGAGACAAGUAAAGGGAAUCUGAUGGACAACCUGAGUGCUGUGAAAGAGGAGUGUGUUGUAGUUCUAUGAUGUGUGAGAAAUGUAUUCUCUUUGCAUUGCACUUGUUCCAGAGGAAGUGUGUCUGUGUGCCACGCUGCCUUCACAGACUAUUCCCUCUCACUCAAAAUGAGAUAUUUGUUGGCCAGUGCAGUGGUCCUACACUGUGCUUCUGCUAGUUAUUUUCUUCCAUUCUAGCUAUGUUUUCUAACUUUCAAACAUAAAAAAUGGCCAUGAUGAGGUCAAUUAAUUUGGCCAUGACCAACUGCCUUGAGAAUAAAUAUAUAAAUAUAUAUAUAUAAGGAAAAUAUAUAUUUGUUUUGAGGGAAAAUGUUAGCAAAAAUGAAAUGGUGUUUCUAUUUUAAUUGAAAUGACUGGUGAAUGGGGAUUUUUCUUUUUUUCAAUGAUUGUUUUCUUAUGAAAUGUUAUUUUGGGUUUACUGUUUCUUUUUUCUAAUAGAGUCUAGGCUUUUUACACUGAAAUAUUAAGAAAACAGCUUAGAGACACUGGAUUAGAAAUGCCUUUAUAGUCGAAUACAGCUGCUUCUUGAAAUGCA